Molecule: messenger RNA, 990 nt
Organism: Symbiodinium sp. CCMP2592
Lineage: Eukaryota; Dinophyceae; Suessiales; Symbiodiniaceae
Source: the annotation of a GenBank genome assembly
AUGCUUCCAUCGCAGAACCAAUGGGGGUACACCCUCACGUACAUACCACCACUGCCACCAGCCAAGGCACGGCUACCAGUACCGUGUGCCGACGGACCACGGACAGCAAGCAGCACAACCCACACCCUCGCCAACGCACGAGCCCACGGCUCCACAAGCACCAGCAGCCACAGCACACCAAGGAGGCGCCCAAACUCACCAGGCAGCCUCAACCGACACAAGCGUACCAACAGUGCCUCCCAGUGUCACCACCACGCCGGCUUCACAACCACCGCAGCCCGCCCGCAAGCGGGGAUAGCAGCAGCGGAAAUGGUGGAGAUUGCCAUUGCAGCCGUGGGGGAGGAACCAACGCCUACAGGGGGCGGCGACUCAACCCACGAAUGCAUCCGGGCGCCCCCGCCACCAAAACGAAGACGCUUGGACUAUGCGGGGGUGGCAAAAAUGCGCCUUCAAGAAAAAGGGGCAGCAGAUAGGGGAGCUGAUGGCCCGAACCAGCAGCAGAUUAUGUCCGACCUCAUUGAAGCCCGUAAAGACUUGGUGUUCGUGAGGGCCCAGCUGGAAGAUGCAACGGCGCAGCAGGGGGGGACGCAGGUCUUGGACAGCUUUGAAGGCCUAACGCAAGCAACGGACGCCAUCAACAUCGCCUUGGCCGCACAGGGGGACUUUGAUUGGCAGUCCGACAGCUGGGCGGCCACAGUCAGCUUGCUGCUGGAAGGGGCCGACACCUUGCUGGAAGAGCUGGACCUUCUGAACUUUGCGCACGCCUCGGAUGUGAACGCCUUUGCGGAGGGGGCGGAGGAAAGACCGACGCCACGAGCAGGCACAGUGCUGAGGGACAUCAGGGGGGUGCUUCCAUUCCACACAAGGGGGCAACCUGAAGUCCGAGCCAUGUUGGCGUAUGUGGCGGCGACCUUCGAGCAGAUCGUCUACAUGGACACGCAGUCGACUGAAGCCGGGGGGACCAGCCUGGAGCCGAGCAGCCGCCGAUGA